Molecule: messenger RNA, 596 nt
Organism: Aspergillus homomorphus CBS 101889
Lineage: Eukaryota; Fungi; Ascomycota; Eurotiomycetes; Eurotiales; Aspergillaceae
Product: putative adenosine deaminase
Exons: 2
Coding region: 151-552 (133 amino acids)
Source: RefSeq, a predicted model, not a curated record
UACGGUUUAUGGGCCUGCCAUGAAGAGGGCUAGGCUUAGGUCGUGGGUUGGGUGCUGCGGUAGGUUCUUGGGGGAAGAUGGUGGUGUCGUCGCUGCGGCUGCAAUUGGGUAUAUUGGAAUGAUGAGGAGGAGAAGGACGAGGAUGAGCUGAUGUCGUUGCUGAGCUUCGGGCCCGCUCGGUUGGGGCAUGUGGUUCAUGUGCUGGGGCAUAUCAAUUGCAACUCAGGAGAAGGUUGGGGUUGGAGCUUUGUCUGUCGUGUGAUGUGCACCCCGGGAUUGUGGAGGGGAGUUUCGCGGAGCAUCAUUUGGGUACUUAGUGAUUCGUGUCAGAAGGGAAAGACCGGUUGUCCAGUUGUGCAUCGUACCGACCGUGUCGGAUUCUUCUGCAGCGCCGUGUCAAAUGAGCUUCUCACUACGGAGCACUUCCAUCUCAGCCGGGCUGAAGUGUCGAGCCUCUGCACAAAGUCAUAUAGCGUGACCCUUGGAGGUGCGGUGGAGAAAGAGCGCUUGUUUCGACUUUUAAAUGGCUUCAAGGCGGACUACAGGGCAUGAACGAACAAUUAAAAAGACUCCUUGCAUUCCGGCUCAUUAGUGAG